CUUGAAACAGAGUCGGUGAGAUAUCAAUCAUCAGCUUCCAAAAAUGAGUAGCAGAAUCUCUGCGAAAACCAACACAAACCCAAUGUCUCAGCAACAAGAAGAAUUAAAGGAAGAAGAAGUGGGCAAGUUGGCUAUAAGAUUAGCCAAUGCGGUGAUCCUACCAAUGGUUCUAAAGUCAGCCAUUGAACUCAACAUCAUAGACAUCAUCUCCGCUGCAGGGGAUGGCAAGUUCCUCUCACCUUCUGAGAUUGCGGCUAGCCUUCCCACCAAGAACCCAAACGCCCCGGUUCUGCUGGACCGGAUGCUGAGGCUUUUUACAAGCCAUUCUAUUCUCAAAUGCUCGGUUCGAACCGGCCAAGAUGGGAAGGUGGAGAGGCUGUAUGGUGCUGGUGCUCUAUGCAAGUUUCUUGUCAAGGAUCAGCAUGAUGGAGUUGGGUCUGUUGGGCCUUUGCUUCUGCUGCAUCAUGAUAAGGUCUUCAUGGAGAGCUGGUGCCACUUCAAUGAUGCAGUAUUAGAAGGCGGAAUUCCAUUUAACAGGGCUUAUGGAAUGACAGCCUUUGAGUAUCCAGAAACAGAUGAGAGGUUCAAUCGGGUAUUCAACCAGGCCAUGUCAAACCACACUACCUUAAUCUUGAAGAAGAUAUUUGAUGUUUAUAAAGGGUUUGAAGGCCUCAAUGUGUUGGUCGAUGUGGGGGGUGGAAUUGGUGUCACUCUCAAUUUGAUCACCACCAAGUACCCCCACAUUAAGGGCAUUAAUUUUGAUUUGCCACACGUUUUAGCUGAUGCUCCUUCUUAUCCAGGUGUGGAGCAUGUUGGGGGAGAUAUGUUUGUAAGUGUUCCACAAGGAGAUGCUAUAUUCAUUAAGUGGAUACUUCAUGAUUGGAGUGAUGAGCAUUGCUUGACACUUCUCAAGAACUGCUGCAAAGCUCUUCCCAGCUCUGGAAAAGUUAUCAUUGUGGAAUCAAUUCUUCCCGACAUUCCUGACAGUAGUGUUACAUCGAACAUUGUCUGCGAGCAGGACUUACUCAUGCUAACAGUAAACCCCGGAAACAUGAAUACGAGGACUUAGCAGUAAAAUCUGGAUUCUCUUCAUGUGAAGUCAUUUGCAAUGCUUACAACAGCUGGAUUAUGGAGUUCCACAAAAACGCAAAUCCCUAAAAGAAAUUUGUAGUCACCUGAUGCUCUUUGUAGCUUGGUUUUACAUCGAAGAAGCUGUAUGUUUUCUAAUAAUAGGUGGCCAUCACAAUGGUCUGAUCAACUUGCGUCUAGCUGCAACGGUGGUCUGAGAAGCAUGAAGAGCCCUCCUCUUGUGCCAUUGCCAAUGUAGUGGUUAGAUGCCGGCUGAGUUCACUGAACAUCAAGCCUAAACAGCUGUUAGGCUUUCUAUUUUGUAAGGGAGUGGAACUUAAUUGUGGACGGUUGAUUGUAUCUCUUGUCUUCAUCGCUUUUCAGUUUGGUGGUUUGGUUUGCUAAUGCUAUGAUCGUUUUCUUUGAGCA
Molecule: messenger RNA, 1497 nt
Organism: Prunus mume (Japanese apricot)
Lineage: Eukaryota; Viridiplantae; Streptophyta; Magnoliopsida; Rosales; Rosaceae
Product: caffeic acid 3-O-methyltransferase-like
Molecular function (GO): O-methyltransferase activity; protein dimerization activity
Source: RefSeq, a predicted model, not a curated record